CGGAUUUGCGAAGGAUGCGAGCAACUCGCGGCCCUGAAUGGCUGCAGCUUUCAACCAGACGUCAUCAUUCAGAUGCUGCUGUGGCUGCCUCCAAACCGCCGCCAGCUGCUAAACGCCGCCUCGGUUCAAACCUUGCACGCUCUGUGUUUACAACCAGCCAUCUCCAUCCUCGUCCUGCCGAAUCCGCCUCGUCUCUGUGAGCAGCGGUCGCAGCCAUGAUCCGCACAGCUGCUUUAAAGUCCGUUCGACGGACCACGGGGUCAUUUCACUCGCUUCACACCCUUCAACCAUGGAGGGCAGCAUCUUGUCUUUUCCGACCAACUCAGCACGGCAGGGCCUCACCCCCGACACCUUCACGGGUUUUCAAUCCCCGUGCCGUUUCAGCAUCAUUCCACAGCUCCUCUCCUCAAUAUGCGCAAUCACCCACCGCCGACGCUCUGAUGGAAAACCUCAACGAGCUGUACGCCACGGCAAAAGACGAAUUUGAAAUCGCAGCUGAAGAGACGGAGAAGAAAACGGUCUAUGCCGCCGAUGACAGAGAGGCUGCGGCGGACGCAUUGAAGAUGCUGCAAGAGGCCUUCCAGAAAGCGCUGAAGGAGACGAGCCCCGAGGUCAGCAAGGAGAUUCAGAGUCGGGUGGGACCGAGGAUACGAGAACUGGAGAAUGCGGUAAAGGCAAUGGAAGAGAUGGCCAUGGAGGAUUGAGGCACGCGGUUAGACUUCGCUAGGCCUAACAAGCCUGUCGGUUGGUUGAUCGUUGUGCAGGCCUACAAACUUCGACACGGGGUUUGUGAGACCGGAGUAGCACUGGCCACAAUCGACACCUGCUGCCCUGAGAGACAUCUCCAUGCGUAGUCAAUGGAUUGCGCAUUGCGCGUGGGAGGCUGGCACGUGCGAUGUAUCUGUGGUGGACCAGAUUCCACCGAUAUAGAGAUCACAUAAACAGAGCAAUGGCCAAAGAUUUGAAGCACAUUUGAAUCAUGG
Cladophialophora immunda is the source of this 983-nucleotide messenger RNA. RefSeq lists its product as uncharacterized. Lineage: Eukaryota; Fungi; Ascomycota; Eurotiomycetes; Chaetothyriales; Herpotrichiellaceae. The record is from RefSeq and is a predicted model, not a curated record. The transcript has a single exon. Bases 216 to 704 code for a protein of 162 amino acids.